Molecule: messenger RNA, 1731 nt
Organism: Babesia bigemina
Lineage: Eukaryota; Apicomplexa; Aconoidasida; Piroplasmida; Babesiidae
Product: Protein KRI1 homolog
Exons: 4
Coding region: 1-1731 (576 amino acids)
Biological process (GO): endonucleolytic cleavage in ITS1 to separate SSU-rRNA from 5.8S rRNA and LSU-rRNA from tricistronic rRNA transcript (SSU-rRNA, 5.8S rRNA, LSU-rRNA)
Cellular component (GO): nucleolus; 90S preribosome
Source: RefSeq, a predicted model, not a curated record
AUGGCGAAAGCCAAGAAGGCUUCCAAAAAGUCCAAAAAGGGCUCGGAUACGGCCACUAAUGACACUCCCGAUCAAGAGGACCAAACGGUCACGGUCAACGAACCCGUAACGUCGCAGCCAGAUUAUGACGAUGAGUCAUCCUCGGAGGAAUCGUCCGAGGAAGAUGAGGAUGCCGUGCUGCUGACGAACAAGGUUGAGCAAAAGAUUUUCGAGACACUCGUCAAAAUUAAGAACAAGAACCCGGAAAUAUACGCCCCAGAGGUGAAGUACUUCUCCGAUUCAGACUUCGAGGAUGAGGGCAAUGACGAGGGUGAGGCGUCUAAAAAGGCCAAGGGUCUCACGUACAAGGACAUGGUACGGGAAACCCUGCUCAAGGAAGGGGCGGAGGGCUUCGAAAAUGAAGAUGAUGAAGAGGAAGAACCACCAGAUGUGCAACAUACAAAGACGUAUCAGGAGGAGCAGGAUGACCUGAAGAAGGCAUUCCUGUCUGUCGCCAAUGAGCUAGACACGGAUGCCGACUUCUUCAAGAAAAGCAGCGCCACGGACGUGCUGCCUGAGCCGCGGUUUAACAACAGGAAGGGCGCCGCGAGAAACUUGGGGGCGGAUGCUGAGGGGCUAAUAUCCCAGUACUGGGCGGCUGAGCAGCCAAUGAACGAGGAGGAAGAGUUCCUCAAGGACUACAUCCUCAACCAGCGGUGGCGGGAGGACAAAAAGGAGAACUACGAUUACUUGAAACGCCUGAAAAUCGACAAGGAGGAUGAAAAGCAUUUGGAUAAAGCUGAGGAAUUCGAAUACAAGUACAACUACAGAUUCGAGGAAGAAGGCGGCGCAACCAUCGAGGGGCAUCCGCGCAACAUCGAGGAUUCCGUGCGCAAGGUGGACGAGCGCAGAAAGCAGAAGAGGCAGGAAAAGAAGCAGAAGAAACUUGAGGAGAAGAUACGUAGGGAGGAGGAGCUUAAGCGGCUUAAGAAUCUCAAAAAGGCCGAAAUCGCAGAACGCAUAAAGGAAAUAGAGGCCAAAGCUGGCGUGAAGCUGGAGGAAGACAUCGUGGACCUCAACGCCCCAUUCGACCCCGUGCAGCACGAGAAGGAUAUGAAGAAGAUCCUGGGAAAAGGCUACGACAAAAAGGACGACGACGACUGGAACCCGGCGCAAGACUGCGCAGACGAGGACGACGAGCUGUGGUGGCUGUGUGACCACUGCAACAAAGGCAUACCUGUGGGAGCGAAGCAUUUCGACUGCACGGAGUGCGACAACUACUCCCUCUGCGAGGCCUGCGUCCCACUUGCAAACCACGAGCACUCGCGGAUGGUCGCGAAGGUGGUGCCACCCAGCUGCGCUCCGCCCAAGGAUGCCACGAAAGCCUUAGCCGAACUAGAAGACGAAUACUACAACCUCGACUACGAAGACGUCAUUGGUGACAUGAAGGUCAGGUUCAAAUACCGGAAGGUGCAGCCAUUCAAGUGCGACCUGCAGACCAUCCUCGAAAAAAGCGACAAGGAACUGAACGCCAUCAUGCCGCUGAGCAAGCUCCUUGCGUAUGACGCGGAGCUGCCAGAAAAGGAGAUGAAGAUCGCCAAACGCAAGCUGGAAAAGAUGAGCAAGACCACAGACGCCAACGACGGCCCGGAUCUCCGAAUGACCAAGUACAACGUAAAUCGCGACAGGCUGCAGGCCUUCGGCCUGAAGGAGGGGAAGAAGGCGAAAAAGGCGAAGAAAAAGAAGGAAUGA